AGCUCUUCCCCUCUCUCCCUCUCUCUCUCCGGGACAACUCCGGUGCGGCUUCAAAAGAUGCUUCUCUGCCUAAAAGGACUUCUCUCACGGUCGUUUCACCAGCACAGCGCGACAGAGGAAAUACACACGCAGCGUUGUAGCACCCACCUAUCGUCUAAUCAGCCGCACAAUACCACACUCCCCAAAAGACACACAAAAUAGUAUACACAAGCGCAAAUAAAGGAAAACAAAAAUACAAUGCGGGCUACCAAAGUGCCGACCGACAUCGCCGUCACCGCGAAAGGAGUUCAUUACGUUGUCUCCACCGUGAACGCGUGCGCUAGUUGCCAGGCCUUCCAACACAGCACCCGAGCACCUGCCGCAUCGGAUGCAUCGCCACUGCCACCAUUCCGUUUCACUUCGCUUCUGCCGGCGGAUUGGUCGGCCCUUCUCCGUAUGUGUCGUCGAUUGACCCAUCCUACUGCCUCCUUCAACUUCUCCUCGCCAGGAGACACUGCGGGCUCCCUGUGCCGUCACCGUGGUGCACAUCACCCAGACGCGUCUUCUACAAGGGCGGCGCCCACCUUUCAAAAUCACGCCUACAUGCACAUCGUGGAGCGCGUUGCGGGAGACUUCACCCCUAAUAACAUGAUUUAUCACGAACUGCAGAGCUUCCACUUGCUUCCUGCUGAUUCCGUGGAGGGGAGACCGCCGCAGGACACGGACGCGUCGUUGUCUUCCAUGGCAGUCUUCUCCCAACUCGUUACUGCCAUGCAACAGCAGGCUCCUCAGUCUCCCCAAGACAUCGCAGCUGAGCUGCUGGACGCCGAGGACACCGCCCGCGCGGCGGCGACGGCGGCACAGAAACGUGCUCUCGACCCUCUCUCCACCAAUGCCGACGCGGCAGCAAAAUCAACCGCCAACGUUGAGCAGCUUCGCGCUUACGCUGCCGCCGCGAUGGGCGCAUUCCAAAGCGUUCCUGUUCCUGCUGCGACUGCUACCGCCUCCGCUCCGCCUUCGCCUCUUGCACCCUACACCUUCACGUUUUUCCCACACCCGGUCCCCGUCGCUGUCAGCGUCCCGUACUGCUCCGCGCACUUCUGCGUGAUGGUGAAUUUGAAGCCUAUUGUGCCGAAUCAUCUCAUGGUGGUGCCUAUCCGCUGUGUGGGGACUGUUCACGGCCUGACAGAGGCGGAGGUGGAGGACUGGGGCCACGUUAUGCGCUGCACCAUCGACGUACUUGAGGAGCUACGUCUGGAGCAGCAGCAGCACUCUUCCGCGCAUGGGGAGGCAUCGGUGUCAGCUCCGCUGCUGGGUAACUACAGCGUGGCGGUGCAGCAAGGCGCGUUGGCGGGUCAGACGGUGGCGCAUUUGCACGUCCAUGUCAUUCCAUUCGAUCCGCAAGGGAAGCUCGCGGGGGAGCCGGAGACGGACGAGUUGGAGCAGCAACGCCGCCCGCCGCGCACACCGGCUACGAUGAAGGCAGAAACGGAUGCGCUGCGACCUCUCUUCAUCAAGUACGCUGCCGCUGCCGCUGCUGCUGCUGCUUCCAGAAAGAAAUAA
Leptomonas pyrrhocoris is the source of this 1542-nucleotide messenger RNA. RefSeq lists its product as hypothetical. Lineage: Eukaryota; Euglenozoa; Kinetoplastea; Trypanosomatida; Trypanosomatidae. Gene Ontology annotation, molecular function: catalytic activity. The transcript has a single exon. The record is from RefSeq and is a predicted model, not a curated record. The coding region runs from base 583 to 1542 and encodes 319 amino acids.